AUGAUAUACUACAAUAAAAUAUCACCAAAAUUCACAGUCGUUCAAUCAAUUUGGGAACUGAUCGGAGGGCGGUUGCUUGUAGAUACAAUAGUAGUAGCAGUAAGUGUUGAGUUUGGCAGUUUGAACACGCCGCUCGAGCCGAAGACAGCGGCUAGGAGGUUCUUGAGUGGCGUAUUGCUGAAUGAUCGGGAGUACUUUCACGUUGCUGUUAGGAAUCAGUUGGAACAGCUGGUGGCUGACAGGGAUGAAGUCGCCGUGGCUCGUGCCGAGUUCAGCUUGGGCACUGAUGUAGCUUCCCUCCAUAGGAGGAUUGCUGAACUGAAAAGGCGUGAAUGCCGGACUGCAGUAGAAGAUGUGAUUUAUAUGUUAAUAUUUUACAAGUUUACGGAGAUUGGAGUUCACUUGGUCCCUAGACUUUCCAAAUGUAUCUACAAUGGCAGACUCGAAAUCUAUCCUUCAAAGGAAUGGGAACUGAAGUCAACUCACAACUUUGAUGUUUUGGAGAUGGUUAAGGAACAUAUUGCUGCUGUUGUUGGCAAGAAAGCAAACUCCAAUGUCACUGACAGUUGGGCCACAACUGAGAUCCCGAGGCUUCUUCUCUGCAGACUGUAUGCUGCUUCCAUCUUUUAUGGAUACUUCUUAAAGUCCGCCUCAUUGAGUUUCCACUCUUGGAGCUCGUCUUUAGGACUGAAGUACGGUGCAUUUGGUCGCAUUAGCAGCCCAAGGUCUACAUCUAUUGGUCAAGUGCCAUGUAGUCUAGGCAAGCAACACGAGAAAUUGAUGUGUUAUGUGAUGGGAUUCGACCCCAAAACCCUGCAGAUGUGCGCGAAACCAAUGUCUAAGGAGGCUGUGAAUCUGAUUGAGAGACAUAGUUUUGCUCUCUUUGGAGAUGAUAAUACAGGUUUGCUCGAAACCGAUGAGUUAAUUUCCACGUCUUAUGCAAGUCUCAAGAGAUUUGUGCUGGAUGCCGUUGCUUUUGGUUCAUUCUUAUGGGACGCAGAAGAAUGCGUGAAUGCUGUAUAUAAGCUUGAGGAAAAAUGA
Molecule: messenger RNA, 1041 nt
Organism: Fraxinus pennsylvanica
Lineage: Eukaryota; Viridiplantae; Streptophyta; Magnoliopsida; Lamiales; Oleaceae
Source: the annotation of a GenBank genome assembly